AUGCCGUUGUUUGAUCCUGUGGAUGAACCCAAAGUUAAAUCGUGGUUGGUAGGAAUUUUGAAAGAACUUUGUCCUGCCGAUCCAGAGUUGUUGGCCGAUUACGUGAUUGCACUCAUACGAGAUGUAUCUGAUUACUCAACAGUUUCCGCCACUUUGAAAGAGCAGUUGAGUGAAUUCUUGCAAGAUAGUGUUGAUAAUUUUGUGGAGAGGUUUAUCACAUACUUAAAGUCGCAUCAACAAAAAGCCACUCAAAAGCCACAGCAACCAAUUGCAAAACCAAUAACUACUCCCCAACAACAACCUUCAUCAGCUGUUCCUUCACCAACAACAACAACCACGAACGAAAAAAAGCGAGUGAAAGAGGAAGAGGAAACACGAGACACUAAGAAAGUGAAAACAUCAUUGACUACUUCAUCAACUCCAUCAAAGGAUACCUCAAAAUCAAGAGCUGAAUCUUCCGAUAGCAAAUCAAAAUAUUCUCGAGAAAUCAAAGAUUACGACACUGAAAGGAGGCGUGAUGACAAAAGAAAAGAUUCUCGAGACAAUCGUGAUAACAGAAAAGACUCUAGAGAUUCUCGAGACUCAAGAGACAGCUAUGACAAAAGAGAGACCCGAACAACAAACAAUAGAGAAAGCAAAUACAGCAAGGAUGGAAAAAAUCAAGACAAACAAUCCUCCGACAAGGAGUUUAAAAAGAAAAUUACAGGAGAUGUUAUCAAAGAUUCAUAUGGCAAUGAUAUUGUUGUACUGAAUAAGGACAUCUUGACCGAUCCAUCCUCUGCAAGAUUGCCAUCCGUGAAUACUAUCAUGCUAACUGAUGUCCCAUUUGAAUUGAAUCGUCUUCACAAAUUAACAGCUGCUGAAAUGAAAUUGGAACAUGGCUCAUCAGAAAAGGAAGAAAAUCCAGAACUAAAAACAGAGGUCUUGAAACAAACUUCUGAAGUUACUAAGAAGGCAGAAGAAGUUCUCUCUAAGCAAUUAGAAAUGUACAAGGAUUUGGAAAAGAAACUUGAAAAAGCUGAAGGAGAUCAAAAGAAGCAAUUAGCUGAGAUUAUGAAACAGCUCUCCAAAACCAUUGAAGAGACUUUAGUGCAUCAAAAGAACAUUCUUGGCAAGGCUCAAGAAAUUGGAAAAACAAAGCUUGAACAAAAACUCGAAUUCUUCAAGAGAAAGAAGGAAGAGCUCAAAGAUCAAAGUCUCGACGAAGGUCUCAAACAAAUCACGGAAGCUAGUCCAUCAUUGGCCUCUUCUUCAGCAGGAAGAGAGGCUCCAACACUUAGAGGCAGAGGUGCUGCAUUGGUUGCUGGUAGAUCUCUCGUCAAGGACAACAAAUCGACCACAUUGUACGUGACCAAUAUUCCUGAGAGUAAGAGAAACCUAGAUGACAUUCGUUCUCAUUUCUCAAGAUUUGGACAUGUGGAGAAUCUUGAAGUUUUAAACGAUGGUGCAUGUCUUGUGAAAUAUCGAUUCCGUUCUGAGGGAAUCAAGGCAUCCAAGGAAGGAUCUGUACUUGAUGGAAAUACUUUGGAGUUCAAGUGGAAAGAGGAGCCAAAACCUAAUUCAGCAUCAAACGCCACUACAUCAGAAGCAGCAUCGACAAGUAGCACUACCGCCACGGCCACCACAACUACUCAAUAA
This is a messenger RNA of Naegleria fowleri, 1638 nucleotides long. RefSeq lists its product as uncharacterized. NCBI's taxonomy places the organism in Eukaryota, Heterolobosea, Eutetramitea, Acrasida, Naegleriidae. The record is from RefSeq and is a predicted model, not a curated record. Gene Ontology annotation, biological process: mRNA processing. The transcript has 2 exons. Gene Ontology annotation, cellular component: nucleus. Gene Ontology annotation, molecular function: RNA binding. Bases 1 to 1638 code for a protein of 545 amino acids.